AUGACAGAUAAUCUUUCAAAAAGUAUUAAAUCAACCGAACAUGAAUUAUCUUGGGCAAAUCGCGGCUUAAAAGGCAAUAGUGCUGCUGAUGUCAAAGAAUUAUGUAAUGCAAUUGAAAAACAUAAACCAUUAAAAGCAUUACGUCUCGAAGGUAAUACAAUUAAUGAAGAAGCAGCAACAGCUAUUGGAAAAGUUCUAGAAAAACAUAAUGAAAUUGAACGUUUAAUAUGGAAUGAUUUAUUUACUACUCGUCUUAAAACUGAAGUACCACCAUCAUUAAUUAAAUUAACUCAAGGUCUUUUAACGAAUGGAUGUCAUAUAGUUGAACUAAAUUUAAGUGAUAAUGCAUUCGGUCCUAUUGGUGUUAAAGGUCUUGAAACCUUUCUUUCAUCAUCAGCAUGUUAUACACUUGAAGAAAUUCGUUUAAAUAAUUGUGGUAUGGGUAGUAUGGGCGGAAAAUUAUUAGCUGAAGCAUUAAUUGCAUGUCAUAAGAAUAGUAUCGCAGCUGGUGGAAAACGAUUUGCUUUAAAACAAUUUAUUGCUGGUCGUAAUCGUCUGGAAAUUGAAGGGUCGCAAGCAUUAGCAAAAGCAUUUGAAAUUAUUGGUACAUUAGAAGUUAUUCGUAUGCCACAAAAUGGUAUUCGUCCACCAGGUAUUGAAGCAUUGACUGCAGCUUUUUUACAAAAUCGAAAUUUACGUAUCAUUGAUCUUAAUGAUAAUACAAUAACAACUGCAGCAGGCAAAUUAGCGUCAGUAAUUUCGAAAUUACCUAAAUUAGAAAUUAUUAAUCUUGAAUCAUCGCUAAUUCGUACCAAAGGUGCUAUUGCUAUUUCUCGCGCGAUUGUUUCACAUAAAAACCUUCAGGAAUUAUAUCUUGGAUGUAAUGAUAUGCAUAUUGAUGGUGGUCUUGAAGUUGCACGAUGUAUUAAAAAUAUGCCAUCGUUAAAAGUAUUAGAUUUGAAUGGUAAUUGCUUUGGUCUUGAUGGAAUAGAAGAAAUUCGUAAUGUAUUAGAAAAUAAAAACUUUAUUGAUCAAAUGGCAUUUAGUGAUGAUGAAGGUAGUGAUGAAGAAGAGGUGGAAGAGGAAGAAGAAGAAGAAGAAGAUGAAGAUGUUGACGAAGAUGAUGAAUAUGAUAUUGAACAAGAAGAAGAAGAGGAUGAUGAAGAUUAUCAAGAAGCAGAAGAAGAACAUCAAGGCAAUGAAUCUACAUCUUUUACUUUCGGUACAAAACAACAACAAAAUGGUUUUCAAUUUGGUGCUCCACAAUCUACUUCAUCAAAAGUCGAAGCUGUUAAUGGUUUAUCUAAUAUGAUAGCUAAAUUUGAUUUUAAUGUUAAUUCAUCAUUUAAUUUUGGUUCUCAAUCAACAGCUGAAAUUAAGGAUAAUAAAUGGACAACAUUAACUACUUUGGAUAAAGUUAAAGAACAUUUAAAAAAUGAUGAACAAUCUGUUGAACGCGCUAUAAAAUUACUUGAAAAUAUAUGGAAUGAUAAUUCUCUUCCACAAAAUGAUGCUUCUUCAAUUGCCAGAAAUGCUUUAAAAGCAAUGACAUUUACAACAUCAAGCGAACGUAAUUUUAAUGAACGUUUACUUGUUUCAUUAGGUUUUGUUAAAGAUGAACAAACAGGACGUCAACGUCGUACAAUGAACCAACAUGGUAAAAUUUAUCAAACACUCAUUGAUAUUCAUCAAUUCCUACCAAAAACAACCAAAAAUCUUCUUUCAAUUUUUCUUCAAAAUACUUUGAAUGAACAAAAUCAAUGUUUAUCUGAAUUAAAACAAAAAUUAUUAACAACAAUAAAAGGAUAA
Molecule: messenger RNA, 1809 nt
Organism: Adineta steineri
Lineage: Eukaryota; Metazoa; Rotifera; Eurotatoria; Adinetida; Adinetidae
Source: the annotation of a GenBank genome assembly